UCUAGCCUAGCUACGAGCUAUAUGAUGAACACACAUAUUCUACCUCCUUCUUAAUAUCGAGAUAAACAUGGGUUGUACCUUCACGAAGGUCAGAGAUCCGUCACGUGAGGCUGACGAGAAAACAUCGGAAGUCCUAAGCCAGACUUCAAUAUUCACAGACUACAAGAAAGAAUUGGAAUGCCACACUGCGCCAGCUACGAGAGAUAUUGUAGAAAAAUGUCACCUAGCUCUGUCAGUGUCAAAUGCAGAGGAAGACGAUGUGAUAAGUCUACAUAGGUACCCUCCAAAUUACAUGGAUGAAUCUGAGAGCGAAAUGAAUAUCCCACCCUACCAUACAGAAACCUCGGACUUAAGACAGGAUUCAUCAAACAGCGACUUAUCAUCUGUAACAGGGAAAGGUCGAUCUUCUUCCAGACUUUCAUCAAGACUAUCAAACUUCUUCCGGAUAGGGAAGCGAAGCAAAUUAAAUAUUCAAGACGAGCUGUCAUCAGAUGGAGACCUCGGGAGAGGGAAUGGGAAUGGAGAUGGCAUGUCAUCAAGCGAAUGGGAUAGACCGCCUACUCCUUCGCGUCAAGACUUCAAGAAAACUGCUUUGCAAAGAGCCAACAACAGAAUGCACAGCCUUUCACAGAGAGUGGCUACCAACAGAGAGAUUCACGAGGACCAAGCGUUGGCGCUGAUUGACGACAUUUUGGAAAGAUAUGAAAUGUCAAAACUAGAAAUAGAAGACGAUGGAAGGUCAUCUUCCUCCUCCAGCAGUGACGGGUCCAUUUUCCCUCCCACGUUCAACUUCCGGGCUUUUGCCAGGCCAAAAGCCGCGAUAGGAACCAGGAACUUGGCUGCCAUAGUACCAGAUCCAGCGAAAGUAUCUCAGGAUAUUGGAGAGUUUGAGACGGAAGUGGAGAAACUGAUUGACGAGCAAGCCGUAGCGACCAGGGACUACCGAAACAGGCAACUUAGACCAGGGGGUGCACGUGGCCCACGUUUGCCGUCCUUCAGCCUCCAGUUCCAGAAUCCGACAGAAGAUUCAAGUUCCGAAACCGUGGCUGAAAAAGGAAGGAGGUAUAGCAACUAUUUUGCUAACACCGUGAGUCGCCCUCAGCUGAUCGUGCCGGGACUGGCAACAGCAGACGAUCGCCUUAUGCAGUGGAUUGUCAGCCAACAGAGGAGGGACUCCGAAUGGCGAUAGAGUGUAGUUUGAUCAAAGAAACCAGUGACGCCAUGAUGGUAACGGGAGUUCUGGCUUUUCCCCUGAAAGUUAGGUUGUGAAUCUGACUAUAACAGACAUCAUUGAAACCAUCUUUUUAAGUUGGUGCACGAUAAUUUAGACCAAAGAUCUGUAUGGACCCGAAUUCAGAAGAUAUCUUGAUUUGAAAUAGACACAUUUUGGAGUGAUAUGACAUAUAAGAAUAUUUGCAUAUGAAAAUCAAGUGCAACCAAUUAGGUCCUGUUCGUACACAUUACUUAUGACAAAUAACAUUAUUUCAAAAAUGGAGUCAUCGAUACGAAUAUUGAAACUUGCUCGGGUAACUAGUUCAAAGAGCUUUUUAUAUAUGAUAGUUGACUAGACCUGAAAACGUCUGUUUGUGAGAGUAAGCAGGACUCACUUGUAUACUCUUCCUGUUGAAGCAGUGUACAAAAUAUACAUUUAACUGUAAUAUAGAUUUAUUAUAUUUCAAUUUAUAAAAAGCGUAAGUCAUAAAAUCGAGUAAAAUUUAAGUUAAUUUUCUUCUUUCUUCUGUAAUAACUUAUACCUCUGUUAUAACUUAUUUGAUUUAUCGAUUCUUAAUACCAAAUGAACAAUCGGGGAUGUCUGUUAGGCCAAAAAUAGUGAUAUGUAUGCUUCACGUUACUUUUUUGGCUUCACACAUCACAAUUUAUAGAGAAAUGUGUGCACUCGUUCUGGGACUCGAUCUACAGGUCAAGGGAGAUAACUCAUACAUGUGCAUGUAUUUCACUGUUGAGGCUGUCGACAAUAAAGGUUUA
This is a messenger RNA of Mizuhopecten yessoensis (Yesso scallop), 1986 nucleotides long. RefSeq lists its product as uncharacterized. The record is from RefSeq and is a predicted model, not a curated record. The transcript has 3 exons. Bases 68 to 1189 code for a protein of 373 amino acids. NCBI's taxonomy places the organism in Eukaryota, Metazoa, Mollusca, Bivalvia, Pectinida, Pectinidae.